Messenger RNA from Ostrinia furnacalis (Asian corn borer), 384 nucleotides. It is a transcript of the gene AKH1, whose product is annotated as adipokinetic hormone 1. Gene Ontology annotation, molecular function: hormone activity. Gene Ontology annotation, cellular component: extracellular region. Lineage: Eukaryota; Metazoa; Arthropoda; Insecta; Lepidoptera; Crambidae. The transcript has 2 exons. Bases 157 to 360 code for a protein of 67 amino acids. The record is from RefSeq and is a predicted model, not a curated record.
ACUAAUCACAAACAAAUUAAAAUUUGUGCGGCUUCGUCCAGUUUGUCCUAUAAAAACUCGGCUCUGCUCCUCCCAAUCAUCACAGAGCUCGUCUGCCUUAGUGUGCCUGCCACUUCAGUGUAUUAAGAAUCUUUAGUUUCCAUCCAAAUCUCCACCAUGUACAAGUUUCUGGCAGUAUUUGUCCUGAUCGCCUGCAUGUGUCUGGUGGCUGAAGCACAGCUGACCUUCACGUCCAGCUGGGGAGGAAAGAGAGCAGCCAUCGCUGGAACUGUGUCCUGUAGGAACGACGAAGCUAUUGCGGCCAUUUAUAAGAUGAUUCAGAACGAAGCUGAAAGAUUUAUUUUAUGCCAGAAGCCUUGAAGAAAUUGACCAGACAAUGCACAA